CUUCAAUGACCGAUUACUCCGUUUUCUAUGAAUGAACUUUUGAUUUAUUUAAGCAAGUAUUAUAAGUUUUGAGUACAUGCUGUGGAGAGAAACGGAAUAUGAUAUUUCUCGAAGAAUUAGGAAGGUGUACUACAACAAAUGAGACAUGUCCAAAUUGCGGACAACCUACAAACACAUCCUUUUCAAGACUUGUGAAAGAUACUUGUGGCCACACCAAAUGCCGAAUGUGCUUGCUGUAUGAGGAGCAUGGUUGUAAGAUCUGUCAAACCCAACACUGUGUUCAAAGAGAAGAAGAGCCACACAUCGCAAAUGAAGAGCAAAGUGAAAUAAGAAUAUCACCAUCUGAAGCAAUCGUAUUGCCGUUAGAAUUAGUCAUCAACAAGGAUUCCAAGACUAAGGAAAAUCAUUUGGAUUCAAACUCCACUGAAUGCGGAUCAUUGAAUCUCUAUGAGAACAUCACUUUUGAUAACAACGAAGGAACCUAUGGAUCUGUAACAAAUGACGCAGUCACUAAUAAUACAGUCACCAAUGAAGCAGUCACUAAUUACAUAAUCACUAAUGACAAUUCCAGCGAAACAUACAUUCCAAGACUAGAAUCUUAUGAUGUAGCGUUAAACAUUGAGAACCAUUUAAGAAAUGACAACGAUCAUAAUUCGCAGAAUCUGCAAAAUCAACAUGUAAAAAAUGACGAUCAGUCAAAACUGAAAAAUAGUGAGGAAAUGGUUGUGGAGAAAAACAAAAAUGUUAAACGUAAUAAUCGUAGUCAUAUAACAAUACUGCCGGGCACUCCAGAAAGAUAUAAGUGUAAUGUAUGUGGUAAGAUCUUUCGCAACAAGAAGGGCAAAUGCUAUCAUGAUGCCUGUGUAACAGGUAUCAAGCCUUAUCAAUGUACCUUAUGCGACAAGAGCUUCGUUAAACGCUCUCAUUUCGAGUAUCAUGAGAGAGUCCAUAGAGGGUAUAAGCCAUACAAGUGCAACCUCUGUGACAAGGCUUUCCCUCAGCAGAAUAAGCUCAAUAGACAUAUGUUUUCUCAUAGCAAGGAGAAGCAAUUUCCAUGUUCCGAAUGUAAUAAACGGUAUAGUAAAAAGGAUGAUUUAAAAAAUCAUUUAAGCAUACACAAUUCAACGGCUAUAUAUAAAUGCAAGUCCUGUGACAAGUCUUUCUGCAUAUUAACUAAUCUGAAACGCCACAUGCAAACACAUACAAACGAACGGCCGCACAGGUGUGAUCAGUGCAACAAAAGUUUCAAAGAAAAAUCUUUGUUAAUACGGCAUAAACGGACUCAUGGGAAAGAAAGGCCAUUCUCUUGCGCUCACUGUAAUAAAGUUUUCUUGUCAAAGAGCGAAUUGAGACGGCACUUAACUGUGCAUUCAGACGAGAAACCAUUUUCCUGCGAAUACUGCCAGACCCUGUUUAGACGUAAGGACAACUUGAAUCGACACAUCAGGCACCAUCAUACCGAGGAUAAUUGCGAGGUGAGCAAAACGCCAGUCGUUGAAGUAGACCCGUCCUGUUCAGCAAAGAAUAAUCAACAACGACAGAAACAGAAGUCGAAGAAGACACAGUCGAAGAACACCGGUAAAAUAAACACGACACCCGUGAGCUCUGAUGAUCAGAUCAACUCACGGCUUGACUCCAUGGGCAAUAUCACGCCUGUAAUAAGAGCUACUAAUGAAGUGAGUAAUGCAGUACCAGUGAUCAAUGGACCCAUUAAUAUCAGACGGCUCGAGGAUAGAACCGACAGGAAGAUAUUUACAUACACAGAACCGAUUCCGAUUGCUGAAGCAGUGGUGCUUAACUGUCGGAUCGAGGAGAAGUUGUAUCCACAAAGUGCCAACAGCCACAAUUACUUUGUGCGUAACUACCUUAAAGACAGAAACUCCAAGGUGAAUUCGUAUCCUAACAAUAAACCAGCAUCGCAAGAAAAUCACAAUUCUGCAUCCUCACAAACUGAGACACUUUUUCCAAGAGUAACAAUGGAUCAGAGAGAUUCCACGGCUGACGUCUACAACGAGGGAGUUACAGGAUGCGAAGAAGAGGAUCAGGAUGAAAACGAAGAUGAAAGACAUUCUGAAAAAAGAAGGAAUUUUAUGGAUCACGAGAAUCCUGACACUAUUUCUGUCCAAGAAUCUAACUGCGUCUCUACGAUUAAAAAGCAUACUAUACAGUCGAAAGAAUGUACGAAAGUAAACUCAACGAAUAAUAGUAGUUCGGAUAUAACAACGAAUAAUACACUGCCACAGGAUUCUCAAAAUAGUUGCGGAAAGAAGCAAAGUGAUAUGCAUUGGAGACGCAGAAUUGCGGAGACACUAAAGCAAUGCUGA
This is a messenger RNA of Cyphomyrmex costatus, 2324 nucleotides long. Its product is annotated as zinc finger protein 502. Gene Ontology annotation, cellular component: PcG protein complex; chromatin; transcription regulator complex. Gene Ontology annotation, molecular function: RNA polymerase II cis-regulatory region sequence-specific DNA binding; DNA-binding transcription factor activity, RNA polymerase II-specific. Gene Ontology annotation, biological process: regulation of transcription by RNA polymerase II. The record is from RefSeq and is a predicted model, not a curated record. NCBI's taxonomy places the organism in Eukaryota, Metazoa, Arthropoda, Insecta, Hymenoptera, Formicidae. Bases 99 to 2324 code for a protein of 741 amino acids. The transcript has 7 exons.